Molecule: messenger RNA, 5795 nt
Organism: Sinocyclocheilus rhinocerous
Lineage: Eukaryota; Metazoa; Chordata; Actinopteri; Cypriniformes; Cyprinidae
Product: receptor-type tyrosine-protein phosphatase F-like
Exons: 32
Coding region: 1-5616 (1871 amino acids)
Biological process (GO): protein dephosphorylation
Molecular function (GO): protein tyrosine phosphatase activity; protein binding
Source: RefSeq, a predicted model, not a curated record
AUGCCGAGUUUCAUUAAGACUCCUGAAGAUCAGACAGGGAUUUCAGGAGGGGUGGCGUCCUUCGUGUGCCAGGCGGUCGGAGAGCCCAAACCACGAAUCACCUGGAUGAAGAAGGGCAAGAAAGUCAGCUCUCAGCGCUUUGAGGUAAUAGAGUUUGAUGACGGCUCAGGCUCCGUGCUGCGGAUCCAGCCAUUACGGACACAUCGAGAUGAGGCUAUUUACGAGUGCACAGCUACCAACAGCGCUGGAGAAAUUAACACUAGUGCUAAACUCACUGUAUUGGAAGAGGACCAGAUUCCUCACGGCUUCCCCACCAUAGACAUGGGCCCGCAGCUGAAAGUGGUGGAGCGAACGCGCACCGCUACCAUGCUCUGUGCCGCCAGCGGGAACCCCGACCCGGAGAUCACCUGGUUCAAAGACUUCCUGCCUGUCGACAUUAACAGCAGCAAUGGACGAAUCAAGCAACUCCGUUCAGGGGCUCUGCAGAUCGAGAACAGCGAGGAAUCGGACCAGGGCAAGUAUGAGUGUGUGGCGGUGAACAGCGCAGGAACACGCUACUCCGCUCCUGCCAACCUCUACGUCAGAGACCAGCGGGAAGUCCGGCGAGUUCCGCCACGUUUCUCAAUCCCACCUACCAAUCACGAGGUGAUGCCGGGCGGCAGCGUGAACCUCACCUGCGUGGCGGUGGGCGCUCCCAUGCCCUAUGUGAAGUGGAUGAAGGGGGAACAGGAACUCACUAAAGAGGAGGAGAUGCCCAUUGGCAGAAAUGUGCUGGAGCUCACCAACAUCCGGCAGUCGGCUAACUACACCUGUGUGGCCAUAUCUUCCCUGGGCAUGAUCGACACCACGGCUCAGAUCACCGUCAAAGCUCUGCCCCGCCCUCCAACCUCUCUGAUCGUCACGGAAACCACCGCCACCAGUGUAACUCUAACAUGGGAUUCUGGCAACCCCGAACCCGUGUCCUACUAUGUGAUUCAGUACAGGGCCAAAGUCUCAGACAAUGGCUUCCAGGAAGUAGACGGAGUGGCGUCAACGCGCUACAGCAUCGGUGGCUUGAGCCCGUACUCUGAGUACGAAUUCCGCGUCAUGGCGGUCAAUAACAUCGGCCGCGGGCCGCCGAGCGGGACGGUAGAGACCCGGACCAGUGAACAGGCGCCCUCGUCUCCUCCGCUGCGCGUUCAGGCCCGGAUGCUGAGCGCCACGACCAUGCUGGUGCAGUGGGAACCUCCAGAGGAGCCCAACGGACAGAUACGAGGAUAUCGAGUGUACUACACGCCCGACAUGCACUUCCCGCUCAGCACAUGGCAGAAACACAACACAGAGGACAGCAGCCUGACCACUAUCUCCGGCCUGGUACCUGACAUCACGUAUGGCCUCCGCGUGCUGGCCUUCACCUCCGUGGGAGACGGGCCGCCCUCGGACAUACUGCAGGUUAAAACACAGCAAGGAGUGCCGGCGCAGCCCACUAAUUUUGAAGCAGAGGCAGAGCUCGACACCCGGAUCAUGCUGUCAUGGCUGUGGCCCGUCCAGGAUCAGAUCACCAAAUAUGAGCUCACAUACUGGGAGGCCGGCACUGACAACAAGCACCAUGUCAUCUUUAACCCAGCUGGUUCAUAUGCUGUUGAAAGCCUGAAGCCAGACACACUCUACAAGUUUACUCUAGCCGCACGCUCUGAGAUGGGACUCGGGGUGUACACACAGCCCAUAGAGGCUCGGACGGCCCAGUCCACCCCGUCCGCCCCCCCACAGGAAGUGCACCUGAUCAGUCUCAGCUCCACCAGCAUCAAGGUGAGUUGGGCGGCUCCUCCAGCCGCCAGUCGCCACGGCAACAUCGUCAGGUACUCUCUGGCCUAUCAGGCGGUGUCAGGCGAGGACCAGCAGCGUCACGAGGUCAAGGACAUCCCCGCGGAUGUGUCCAGCUACGUGCUGGAGGGGCUGGAGAAGUGGACGGAGUACGUGGUGUGGGUCAAAGCGCACACAGACGUGGGGCCCGGCCCAGAGAGCAGCAGCACCAGCGUCAGAACCAAAGAGGACGUGCCUGGCGCCCCUCCACGCAGGGUUGAGGUGGACAAUGUGAACUCCACGGCCCUGCGGGUGUCCUGGAAGCCUCCUCUGCAGCAGAAGCAGCACGGACAAAUCCGCGGCUACCAGGUGGUUUACUCACGGCUGGAGAACGGAGAGCCGCGCGGACAGCCCAUCAUACUGGACGUGGCCUUGCCCGAGGCACAGGAGGCCAUCAUCACCGGCCUGCUGCCUGAAACCACAUAUUCAGUGACUGUGGCGGCAUACACCACUAAGGGAGAUGGAGCACGCAGCAAAGCUAAAGUGGUGACCACAACAGGGGCCGUUCCUGGCAAGCCCACCAUGAUCAUUAGCACCACCAUCGGGAACACAGCUCUGAUCCAGUGGCAGCCGCCGAAAGAGAUGGUGGGCGAACUGAUGGGCUACAGACUGCGCUAUAAGCGUGAAGAGGAGGAGACUUACAGCACCCGUGACUUCAGACGCGCCGACGACCACUUCACCGUCACCGGCCUGCACAAGGGCGCCACCUACAUCUUCAAGCUCUGCGCCAAGAACCGCGCGGGAAACGGGGAGGAGUACAGUAAAGAGAUCAGCACCCCAGAAGACGUCCCCAGCAGUUACCCACAAAACCUCAGAGUGGUGGGCCUGACAACCACCACCACCAAACUGGCCUGGGACCCUCCGCCUCUGCCUGAGAGGAACGGGAGGAUCAUACGUUACGUGGUGGUGUACCGUGACAUCAACAGCCAUCAGAACCACACCAACGAUACCGCCGAGAUCCAAAUGACCAUCCAGGGUCUGCAGCCGGACACCACCUAUGACAUCAGAGUGAGGGCGUUCACGGGUAAAGGAGGGGGUCCGAUCAGCCCCAGCAUCCAGAGCAGAACCAUGUCUACAUCCAUGCCUGAGUUCACUAAAAACUUUGGUGUGAAAGCUGUGAUGAAGACCUCUGUCCUGCUCACGUGGGAGGUGCCAGAAACCUACAAGUCCCAAGUGCCUUUCAAGAUCCUGUAUAACCAGCAGAGCGUCGAGGUACAGGGCGACCUGAAGAGGAAGUUGAUCACGCGCCUGCAGCCGGACACGGAUUACUCCUUUGUGCUGAUGAGCCGUGGGAACAGCGCUGGCGGACUGCAGCAGCAGGUCUCCAUCCGCACCGCCCCGGACCUGUUCACCACCAAACCGGCCCUUCACAAACAAGACCCAGAGGAGGGCGGCAAACUCACCAUCACUCUGCCCAAAAUACACAACAGCGCCCUCGUCAGUUGGUUUUAUAUAGUGGUGGUGCCAGUUACUACAUCCACUCUACGCCGUUGGGAAAACCCGGAGGAUAUGGAUCUGGAUGAGCUUUUGGGGAGUAAUGGAGACUCAGGUGUGAGGAAGAGAAGGAGGAGACAAACUCAGGACUUCCUGCGACCUUACAUCGCUGCCAAGCUGGAGUUUCUUCCAGAAACCUUCGUGUUAGGAGACGAGAAAACCUACAACGGCUUCUAUAACAAACCUCUACCUGGACAGCAGCAGUAUCGCACAUUUAUACUGGCGGCACUGAAAGACCGGGACUCGAUGUUCACGGUGAGCCCUUACUCUGAUCCCAUGAUGGUGAAGCUCCACAGCGGGAUGUCCCAUCACGUUGAGGACCCAGAGAUGCUGUGGGUGAUGGGACCAGUGCUGGCCGUCGUCCUCAUCAUCAUCAUCGUCAUCACCAUCCUGCUCUUCAAGAGCAAACAGGAGAGGAAGCGGUCCUCUCCCUCGGCUAAAGAUGAGCAUUCGGCUGGAGUUAAAGAUCACUUACUGGCCCACUCCUCUGACCCGGUGGAAAUGAGGAGGCUCAACUACCAAACACAAGGAAUGCGGGAACACCCUCCAAUUUCUGUCUGUGCUUUGGCUGACCACAUCGAGCAGCUGAAAGCCAACGACGGCCUACACUUCUCACAGGAAUAUGAGUCUAUUGACCCUGGUCAGCAGUUCACCUGGGAAAACUCCAACCUAGAGGUCAACAAGCCCAAGAACCGCUAUGCAAACGUCAUCGCUUACGAUCACUCCAGAGUCGUGCUGAUCCCCACUGAUGGUGUACCGGGGAGCGACUACAUUAAUGGAAACUACAUUGACGGCUACCGCAAGCAGAACGCUUACAUGGCCACUCAGGGUCCUCUGCCCGAGACGUUCAGUGAAUUCUGGAGGAUGGUGUGGGAGCAAAGGGCCAGCACUAUCGUCAUGAUGACCAGACUGGAGGAGAAGAGCAGGGUGAAGUGUGAUCAGUACUGGCCGAGCCGUGGAACAGAGACAUACGGCAUGAUUCAGGUGUCCAUGCUGGAUACGGUGGAGUUAGCCACCUACAGCGUCAGGACCUUCGCUCUCUAUAAGAAUGGGUCCAGUGAGAAACGGGAAGUUCGGCAGUUCCAGUUCAUGGCCUGGCCGGAUCACGGUGUUCCCGAAUACCCCACACCAAUUUUAACCUUUCUACGCAGGGUCAAGGCCUGCAACCCACCUGACGCCGGACCCAUGGUGGUGCACUGCAGCGCUGGCGUGGGUCGGACAGGCUGUUUUAUCGUAAUCGAGGCCAUGCUGGAGCGGAUGAAGCACGAGAAGUCGGUGGAUAUCUACGGUCACGUGACCUGCAUGCGCUCUCAGAGGAACUACAUGGUGCAGACAGAAGAUCAGUAUAUCUUCAUCCACGAGGCCCUGCUGGAGGCUGCCACCUGCGGGAACACAGAGGUCCCGGCGCGGAGCCUGUACACACACAUCCAGAAACUCACGCAGGUGUCGCCCGGAGACACCGUCACUGCCAUGGAACUGGAGUUUAAGAAACUGGCCAACUCCAAAGCACACACCUCUAGAUUCAUCAGCGCUAGUCUGCCUUGCAACAAAUUCAAGAACCGACUGGUCAACAUCAUGCCUUUCGAGUCCAGCCGUGUGUGUCUGCAGCCAAUCAGAGGGGUGGAGGGGUCCGACUACAUUAACGCCAGCUUCAUCGAUGGAUACAGGCAGCAGAAGGCGUAUAUCGCCACACAAGGUCCUCUCUCUGAAACCACGGAGGACUUCUGGAGGAUGCUUUGGGAGCACAACUCCACCAUCGUGGUGAUGCUGACGAAGCUCAGAGAGAUGGGACGGGAGAAGUGUCAUCAGUACUGGCCUGCAGAGAGAUCCGCACGCUAUCAGUACUUCGUCGUGGACCCCAUGGCUGAAUACAACAUGCCGCAGUACAUCCUACGGGAGUUUAAAGUCACAGAUGCCAGGGAUGGCCAGUCUAGGACGAUCCGCCAGUUUCAGUUCACCGAUUGGCCAGAACAAGGCGUGCCAAAGACAGGAGAGGGCUUUAUUGAUUUCAUUGGCCAAGUCCACAAAACCAAGGAGCAGUUUGGACAGGACGGACCAAUUACUGUUCACUGCAGUGCUGGUGUGGGCAGAACAGGGGUCUUCAUCACUUUAAGUAUUGUUCUGGAGCGGAUGAGGUAUGAAGGGGUGGUGGACAUGUUCCAGACCAUAAAAACGCUCCGCACGCAGAGACCUGCCAUGGUACAGACCGAGGACCAGUACCAGCUGUGCUACAGAGCAGCUCUGGAGUACCUAGGCAGCUUCGAUCACUAUGCAACAUAACCACUCCCAGAAUGCCUCAGAACGGAGAGCCGCCACUUGUUUCUGAGCCUUAAUCAUCCUACCUAUUCAGUCACCAUUGCUGGAGGGAGAGAGAGAGACUGACAAACAGACAGAGAGAAACGGCAAAUCAGAAGAGAGGAGAAAUCACUGGAACUUCAGCGCAAUCCUGUUCCUCUUCU